Molecule: messenger RNA, 1237 nt
Organism: Topomyia yanbarensis
Lineage: Eukaryota; Metazoa; Arthropoda; Insecta; Diptera; Culicidae
Product: seminal metalloprotease 1-like
Exons: 2
Coding region: 9-947 (312 amino acids)
Biological process (GO): proteolysis
Molecular function (GO): metalloendopeptidase activity; zinc ion binding
Source: RefSeq, a predicted model, not a curated record
AAGUGAAGAUGGUUGUCGUUCGUUGGAUAAUUUCGUUGAUUUUAGUAGUUACCAGUUUGGUUGGCGGUAGGCAUGACCGACCACCGGUUGCGCGGUAUGGAAGCGACGAUCCGUAUGAUAAGGAGGAGGCAAUCAGAGUUGCGAUGCAGAUCGACGAAUUGGACGAGGAGGAUGAGCAGAAUCCUUGGGAGUUGAGUGGUUUAUUCGAAGGUGACAUACGGAUGGAUCCAUCGAACGGUCGCAGUGCGAUGGUUGAUGAGACCAAACGAUGGCCCAAAGGGAUCGUUCCGUGCUACAUUGCAGAAAAUAACUUCUCGGAUAAAGAGAAGAAAGUGAUCCGGAAGGCCAUCAAGAUCAUUUCAAAGAAAACUUGCAUCAAAUUCCGUCGGUAUCGCGAAGGCGAUACGAACUGGGUGGUAUUCCGAUCCAACAGUAGCGGAUGCUGGUCCAAUGUGGGUAUGCAUCCUGGUGGUCAAAUAGUUAAUCUACACUCACCAGGUUGCGUACGGCUCACCACUGUGAUUCAUGAACUACUUCACGCAUUAGGAUUUUGGCACCAGCAGAGUUCCUCCAAUCGUGAUGACUAUGUGCGCAUUUUGUGGAAAAAUAUCAUACCUAAAAGAAAGAUUAGCUUCAAAAAGUACAACUCGAGCCUUAUCACAGACUUCGGGAUCGAGUACGACUACGAUAGUAUCAUGCACUACAGUGCGAAGGCGUUCUCGAAGAACAGGAAACCGACGAUUAAGCCACUGCAACCGAACGUAGUUCUUGGAAAGCGAAAGGGCCUUAGUAAGAAGGAUAUCGCCAAGAUUCAGCGCAUGUAUGAAAGUCAAUGUUCGGAGCGCGAGAGUAACACAAGCAGCAUCGAACAGGAUCUGUCGAACAGUUUAGUUCGAUGCUCGCUAUUUUCGGCUAGACUGGAAAGUUUCCUUCAUAGAUUACAGUAAAGAACCAAUCGUGUUACAGUGUUGGGAUUUUUCUAAUCUGCUAUAUGACAGGCAUAUAUGUAAGCUUAGCAGAGCCAACGAGUCUUUUUUAAAUCUUCAGUGAAUAAAAAAAUAAAUAGUCUGUUAGUUUCAAGGCACAGUUUUUUAAGUGAAGAUUCGUUUGAUGGAGCCGGGGGUGAUCGUUUUCCGCCUUUUUGCAUCUGGGUCAAGAUUCUUGGGAUUUCCUACAUUCCAUCAAAGCUCAAUUUUUUACUGUCUGUUUCGCCAAUGGAUACUUCUACUAUGAUCAG